AUGGAAAAGAAGAGGAUGAAACCUAACCUGGCCGUUGUCUAUACCAAAUACAAACAUUGCUUACAUAUGUUAAUACGCUUUAGCGAUAUGUUAAAAGACAAAAUGGAAAUUGUAGAUGAUUUAAUUAAAAACUGUUGUUGGAAGAAACAGAAGGAAGCCAUGUUGAAUCAUCAAAACCAGAUCAAAGCUGCCACUUUACUGACCAGCAAAGCAUCAGCUCAUAACAUGGAUAAUGAAUUGAGUCUGAAUGAAAGAUGUUUUUCUAUUUGCAUUGACUCUACUCUAUCAAAUUUGUGCUUCCCAAAAUAUAUUAGAAGAAAAAGAUGUGUGCAAAAGCUCGGUUCUCAAAUAUCACUCCUCUCAUCACCUACAGUAAAAUACAUAGACUUUAUGAUAACAAUAUCCAGAUUUGACGCCACAACUUCUGUUUCUGCGCAGAAAAUUGAGCACUUAUUGAAAGCAUUAUUCAUUGUACUUGUUACCAAUGUUCGUGCAACAGAACGUCUUAAAAAUACAGCACCUAGUUUGUCAGUGUGUCAAUACUCACCCUCGAAUGACUGCGCCGUAUGUUUCCACCAGGUGCAACUUUCCGAAAACAACGAAUGCCGUCAGCCCAAAGAGUAUGGCUUCCAAAGAAAACAUAAGAAAAAAAGGCUUUCAUUAUUAAGCCCUCCAAGGAUGCUUUACGUACUCACUUUGACGGUGGUACGAAUCUCAAGGCCCAUUAGUUUUACCGUUCAUUGUCCAAUCGUGCACUUACGGAGAGUACUAGAGCGCGACGAUCAAGGCUAUUUACUCUUAAUUGUUUAUCAAUUAUUAGAGCAUAAUGGUAUCCCUAACAAAUGA
Molecule: messenger RNA, 846 nt
Organism: Phycomyces blakesleeanus NRRL 1555(-)
Lineage: Eukaryota; Fungi; Mucoromycota; Mucoromycetes; Mucorales; Phycomycetaceae
Exons: 8
Coding region: 1-846 (281 amino acids)
Source: RefSeq, a predicted model, not a curated record